AUUAAAAGAAUAUUAUAUCAUCGUUCAAAUGUAUUUUUAAGUGUUUGUCGUUGUAAUACGUAAAACGAGCUUCCCGGAAAAUCCACACAACAAUUUACAGAUAAUCUGAUAUUUUUUACCCCACCCACGUCUCAAAAUAUGUCAACAAACUAGCGUGGUCCUCAUCAUAACCUUGAAAACGACCUGUCUUCAAGCAAAACAGACUGGUCUCUGACAUAAAGAUGACUGAAUAUUCAUGUAUCAAUUCAUGAAACACACUCUAAAACUAAGAAAAAUGUUUAAAAUCCAAUGAUUAUCCGCAUUUGUUUUGCUAACACAUUUGCCCUUCCAAAUUUCCAUUCAUUAAAUCGCGGCGUAAUUUGGUUACGUUUUCAUGCCCCGCUUAAAAUAAAAGUAUUUUCGUUAUUUUAGAACAUAUGUGCACUUAUUAACUACAUUGAUUACUGUUCAUAAAAGAUUUGCAGUAAAAAACGAGCGAAUAAUAAACUAUAAGAAAAGUUGACAGCUAUAAUUUUGCGUGAGGGGCGCCCUACGGGUAGCGGCGUCAAUAACACCCUUUUCAAAAAAGGAGGUUAUUAAGAAAUAAAUUAAAAUACUAAUAAAACUCCGAAAAUAAGCAUAAAAGAAACAGAAAAUUUGUUUAUUUCAGUGUAAGUUCGUGUUUAAUUUCACUCGUGAUCAUAGAAAAACUAUAUUUUUACUUGUUGCUUCUGAUACGAUGGUAGCAUGAGAUUAUCACGGCAGGUCAGGGCGAUUAUGGCAUAAUUGCCUGGCGAAGACAAAACCGUGCGAUGUUCACAGUUUACCCAUCUGAGGAGGAUGUGUUUUCCUGGACGCAGUACUGCACUGUUGAUCAGACGGAGGUGGUUAUUCUGGGACAGGAUCCCUACCAUGGACCAUUCCAGGCACACGGCCUGUCAUUCAGUGUACUGCCGGGUGCGCCUAUUCCGCAACGCUUGAAGAACAUAUUCAAGGAGCUGGGGGAAGAAUAUCCGGCUACUACGAUAUUUCAACAACCUUCCCACGGCUACCUGAAGGGUUGGGCAGAACAAGGUGUGUUGAUGCUGAAUUCAGUACUGACAGUUCGAGGGGGGUUCGCAGAGUCUCACAAAGGCCAGGGCUGGGAGCAGUUCACAGACGCCGUGCUAGCGUACCUUAACAACAUCAAGAACGGGCUAGUCUUUGUUCUGUCGGGAGCGGAUGCUCAGAAGAAGUGGCGGCUCUUUGAUAACGAAAGGCACCUUGUCCUGACGAGCUCCCAUCCCUCCACGCAAUCUGCCUAUAAGGGAUUUUCAACGUGUCGGCAUUUUUCACAGAUUAAUGCGUAUCUGCAGGCAAAUGGGAAAUAAAACUGGUCAUACCUGCCCCCUUUUGCAUAGACUUGAUAUAUACAGACUUGGACUUGAGACUUAACAUUAACCAGUCCAUUCCAUGUUGGCUUAGCCUAUCCGCUGUGUAAGACUUUCAACUGAAAGGUAUUCAUUAUGUUGCCUUUGACCGGGUGACAUAUUGUAAAAGCCGCAUAUGCAUUGAAGAUUGUUCAUAUUAUGUAUCUUUUUCUGUGUACUGCAUGACUAUAUCACUGACUUUAAGAAUGUGUAGGCUAUGGCAAAAAAAGGAUCUUAAACUUGUCAGUUUUGUUUUUUAGAGAAAAAUAGUGGAGAAAAACAAUGGAGUAUUGUCAAAGCCAUGGUAUAAGGGAUGGGUGCAUUUUUUCUUUAAACCUUGGUUAUCAAGAAAAGAUGGACAAUAACACUGGCUUUGAUAAUAGUCGAAUUGUUCUACUUUAAUAAAUACUUUGGAUGAAGUCUUUAUCCACUGAAGUAACAACAGACGAGCACGGUCAACUACAGUAGUACUCUUGCUCUUGUUUUGGCUCGUCUGGUUGAUCACAAAAUGUUGGUGUAAUCCUAAUCUGGAAUGACUGCUUAAUAUUUCCAGUAGGCAAGUUUAUUGUAAAGUUUGACAAAUUGGAAUGACGUGCAUAUUCUCAAAAACGUUAUUUAUAUUAUGUUUUUUUAUCGUAAAAGAAAUGUAUUUACUUAUGACCUAUGUUUUUUCUGUAUUUACAUCUGUUGGCCAUGACUAUUGAGUAGACUUUACUACAGAGUGUUGUAUAUGUUUUAGGUUAUGAAUGUUGUAACAUUGAAUGCCGAAUAAACAAAAUGUUAUGUUAUAGUAGGGAUUGAAAUCGAUCUAAAAUCAUUAUAGAUCAAAGAAAAUUAUCAAUCAAGCUUUUUCGAUUAAUUUGAGAUUAUGUUAUCUAAACAAUAAAUGUACAGGAAUGUUAACUUCUUGCUAUAUUGGAGUACUGUUUCAAUGAUCUUGUUUAGUUUAUAAGCUGAAUUGAAAAUUAUUAAUACUGUUCAUCAACAAUAUUUAUUUCGAGAUAAGCCAUAUAGGGAUGAUCUUAAUUGAGAUUAUGCAAUCAAUUAUCAACAACCUGUAUCAUAGCAAUCAAUUAUCAACAACCUGUAUCAGAACAAUCAAUUAUCAACAACCUAGAAAAUUUAUUUUGACUUAAGCAUAUAAACAGCUCAUCGUCACAUUACACAACAUACACAAUACGCAUACACAUACAAAUAAACAAUAAAUAGAUGAAUAAAUGCAUGAAUCAUUAUUCAAUUUCUAUAUAUAGUGAUAGAGAAAACAACAACAACAACAGCUUUCAUCUCGCCUAUAAAUACCUGUGAGAGUGUUCACUCUCUACUCUCCAUAGAGGAACGUUUAGGCAAAUGUUAGGCAAUGGUACUUUUAAAGAAUACAGUGGUUUGAUAACGGUGCUAAAUAGUUAUAAGUGCAAAGAUAACAGUACAAAAACAACUAAUCUUAAGACAAAACACAUGGAAGGAUAUAAAGGAUAUAAAUAUUUCUAGAAAAAGCAUAUAUGUAUUAAAACAUAAUCAUUUCUUUCUUUUAAAUCAACACCCUGUAUCAUAACAAUCAAUUAUCAACAACCUGUAUCAUAACAAUCAAUUAUCAACAACCUGUAUCAUAACAAUCAAUUAUCAACAACCUGUAUCAUAACAAUCAAUUAUAAACAACCUGUAUCAUAACAAUCAAUUAUAAACAACCUGUAUCAUAACAAUAAAUUAUCAACAAUACUUAUAUACUAUACUGUAUUACAAUACAAUACUCAAUCAUCGGUUUUUCCUUGAUCCAUGCUUAUGUACAUAACACACUUUCAUUUCAGCCUUAUGUUCUUUGUAACUGAUAUUGACAUUGUUGAAAAUUUUAGAAUUUUGUAUUGUUUGUAAUAUAUCUUAAUCUUUU
Molecule: messenger RNA, 3273 nt
Organism: Mya arenaria
Lineage: Eukaryota; Metazoa; Mollusca; Bivalvia; Myida; Myidae
Product: uracil-DNA glycosylase-like
Exons: 6
Coding region: 792-1349 (185 amino acids)
Biological process (GO): base-excision repair, AP site formation via deaminated base removal; base-excision repair
Cellular component (GO): mitochondrion; nucleus
Molecular function (GO): uracil DNA N-glycosylase activity
Source: RefSeq, a predicted model, not a curated record